UGACUAAAAAUAACAUCAAACUCAUUGUAUCAUUUCUCAUCUUCUCUCUCUGGCAAGAAGCCAAGAAAGGUAGAGUAGAGUAGAUAUAUGUCGUUGUCGUCUUACCUAAGCCCAACGCGCCUUCUUGAAGGCUACCUCCGCCGCUGCCUCACGGCGGCAGGACUCACGUCGCAGACUCUUUCCAUAGAUUCUGAAACAACCAUCCACUUCUGGGGUCCAUCAUCUGUAGACCACAGCAUCGAUGACAGACCGGUGAUGCUUCUCCUUCACGGCUUCGGUCCAUCUGCCAUGUGGCAGUGGCGAAGACAGAUUCAAGCCUUCUCACCGUCUGUGUUCCGGGUAUAUUGUCCUGAUCUUGUUUUCUUUGGUGACUCUACCACUUCAUCCACCAAUCGUUCCGAGGUCUUCCAGGCGGAGUGUAUGGCAAAGCUAAUGGAGAAACUAGGAAUAGAGAAGAAGUUUAAUGUAGUUGGAACAAGCUAUGGCGGAUUUGUGGCGUACCAUAUGGCAAAAAUGUGGCCUGAAAAAGUGGAGAAAGUAGUGAUUGCAAGCUCCGGCAUCAACAUGAGAACGUGUGACAGUGAAAGUUUAUUGCAAAGGUCGAACUGUGAGUGCAUUGAGAAAGUUAUGUUACCAUCUACUGCGUCCGAGCUUCGGACACUUAUGGGUUUGGCAUCUUCUUGGAGGAUGCUUCGUAUGUUUCCUGAUGCUCUCUGGAAUGACUUCAUUAGUAAUUUAUAUCAAAAGAAUAGAAAAGAGAAAGUAGAAUUAUUGAAGGGGUUGACUCUUGGCAGGGAGGAGAAAUUAAACAUCGAACCUCUUUCUCAGGGGAUCCUAAUAAUAUGGGGAGAUAAAGAUCAGAUAUUUCCCGUGAAGAUGGCCUACGAACUAAAAGAGAUUCUUGGAGAUAAGACAAAACUGGAAAUCAUUGAGAACACUUCACAUAUUCCCCAAAUCGAAUGUGCCCAAGAGUUCAACAACGUCGUUUUGAGAUUUUUGAAAGGAUCUCAAUAGUAAACAUGUGAAGUAUUAUAAGUUCACUUAAUAUUAAUUACUACGUUGCUUGCUACGCUUUCUCAUUUUUUUCAUGUAACUUAUAUUCUGUUUAAAACAAAACUGGAAAUCAUUAAAAAAACACUUCACAUGCA
Molecule: messenger RNA, 1148 nt
Organism: Brassica napus (rape)
Lineage: Eukaryota; Viridiplantae; Streptophyta; Magnoliopsida; Brassicales; Brassicaceae
Product: putative 2-succinyl-6-hydroxy-2,4-cyclohexadiene-1-carboxylate synthase
Exons: 5
Coding region: 88-1014 (308 amino acids)
Molecular function (GO): catalytic activity
Source: RefSeq, a predicted model, not a curated record